UGUCAACAUUGUGGUACUUCCGGAAAAAUCAAAACAACAAUGGAAGAUAAUAAUGAAGAAUACCAUGAUGAUCAUGAUCAUGAUGUGAGAAGGUUAAGAUCAAGUGUUUUAUCAAGAAAAUCUACAGAUGAUGAAAAUUCAAACUCAAAUGACGGGAAACAUGAGGAAUCAUCGAGUAAACACUUAAGGAUGUUGCAGUUUAAGAAUCCAGGCAAGUUUAUGGAGGACUUUGAUCCAGAAAGAAGUGCACGAGAGAUGAGGAAAAUGAACAGACGAAUUUAUAGAGAAAACAUUAAGAAGAACCAGGUAUAUGAUGAGAAUGGGAUCCUGCUGGAGAACAGCCAGGACUUGUGUGACUGUCUGGACAUCAUCUGUAAGGGCUGCCACUUCCCCUGCCCAAAAUGUGGCUCCAUGAAAUGUGGUACAGAGUGUCGGUGUGGAAGAAAGUGGAUCUAUGAGCAUGUGGAGGUAGAGGGAACGAACCUCUUGUUGAAAUGGCCAGCUUUAGAAAACAAGUGGUGAUUCUGGUCGCGGUUCAUUUGUUGGCAACAUGGUCGAUGGUAGCAUUGAUAACAUGGUCGAUGGUAGCAUUGAUAACAUGGUCGAUGGUAGCAUUGAUAACAUGGUCAAUGGUAGCAUUGAUAACAUGGUCGAUGGUAGCAUUGAUAACAUGGUUGGUGGCAGGCAUUAGUUUAACUGGUGGGAAGAAGUGGUAGGCAGCAUGAACCAGUAUCACACAUGAGAGAAGAAGAAAUGAACGUAGUUCAAAUAUGGGCCUUUUCCUGAACACUAAUUCUCUUUGUGAGAGAUUGGUUCAAAUUCCUUCAAUCAAGAUAUUGGAAUUAUUAUGAAUCACAGACAAAGACAAUUGUUUUUCUCAAUAGAAUGUUAUUUUUAUUCAUUAGAUUAACAUUUACAGACAGUACAAUUCACAAAUAAAUGAAUGUAUAACAUUGUAAA
Molecule: messenger RNA, 960 nt
Organism: Ostrea edulis (European flat oyster)
Lineage: Eukaryota; Metazoa; Mollusca; Bivalvia; Ostreida; Ostreidae
Product: ARL14 effector protein-like
Exons: 3
Coding region: 40-522 (160 amino acids)
Cellular component (GO): intracellular membrane-bounded organelle
Source: RefSeq, a predicted model, not a curated record